GGAGGGCAAGAGCUGGGCGCAAGCAGCGGGAGCCCCAGGCUCCACUGCCAGCUCCGCCAGCCGGUGCUGGGUGCUGCGGACCAAGCCCUGAGGUCUGGGAGGGUGCGCGCCAAGGGCUGCGGGGACCCCUUCAGCUUCCCUCCCUACUCACCACCACGACCAUCGCCCCUGGCCCCUUUUUGCUGUGCCUGGGGUCCUAGCCAGCCUCCUGCCCUGCACUUGGGAGACUUUCUCCAAAGGCUUCCCCAAUGCUGCACUCUCUGUGUCUUUGUCCCCAGCUGCCUCUCUCCCUCUGCUGUCCCUGGUGUCCCUGUGUCCCUGUAGCUCCACUUCCUUUUUUGUCUCCUGCCUUCUCUGUAUGGGAUUCCCUGUGAGUCUAUCCACUCUUCUUCUCCACACCUCUGAGCCCCCAGGGACCUGUCAGGCCCUUCUCUCCCUCAUCUGGAAAGAAACCAGCGCUGGAUGCCAGGCAGGGCUGCAGCAAUGGCAGUGCCCAGUCUGUGGCUGCUCUUGAUUCUUCACUUCCUGGGACCUGGCCUGGACACAUUGGAGGUGUGCCCCAGCCUGGAUAUCCGCUCUGAGGUAACAGAGCUGCGGCGUCUGGAGAACUGCAGCGUGGUGGAGGGCCACCUGCAGAUCCUGCUCAUGUUCACCGCCACUGGGGAGGACUUCCGAGGCCUCAGCUUCCCACGCCUCACCCAGGUCACCGACUACCUGCUGCUCUUCAGGGUCUAUGGCCUGGAGAGCCUGCGUGACCUUUUUCCCAACCUGGCCAUCAUCCGCGGUGCCCGCCUCUUCCUGGGCUAUGCGCUGGUCAUCUUUGAGAUGCCACACCUGCGUGACUUGGGACUGCCGGUGCUGGGGGCUGUGCUGCGGGGGGCUGUUCGAGUGGAGAAGAACCAGGAGCUCUGCCACCUUUCCACCAUCGACUGGGGCCUGCUGCAGCCUUCACCUGGUGCCAACCACAUCGUGGGCAACAAGCUAGGCGAGGAGUGUGCCGAUGUGUGCCCUGGCAUGCUGGGUGCUGCCGGAGAGCCUUGUGCCAGGACCACCUUUGGUGGGCGCACUGACUAUCGGUGCUGGACCUCCAGCCACUGCCAGAGAGUGUGCCCCUGUCCUCAUGGGCUGGCCUGCACAGCCAGGGGUGAGUGCUGCCACACAGAAUGUCUCGGCGGUUGCAGUCGGCCUGAAGACCCCCGGGCCUGCAUCGCCUGCCGCCACCUGUACUUCCAGGGCAGCUGCCUUGGGGCCUGCCCUCCCGGCACCUACCAACAUGAAUCCUGGCGCUGCGUCACUGCAGAGCACUGUGCCAGCCUGCGUUCUGUACCAGGCCGAGCCUCCACCUUUGGCAUCCACCAGGGAAGCUGCCUGGCCCAGUGCCCUCCAGGUUUCACCCGUAAUAGCAGCAGCAUAUUCUGCCACAAAUGUGAGGGGCUGUGCCCCAAAGAGUGCAAGGUGGGCACCAAGACCAUUGACUCCAUCCAGGCAGCACAAGAUCUGGUAGGCUGCACCCACGUAGAGGGGAGCCUCAUUCUUAACCUUCGCCAGGGAUACAACCUGGAGCUGGAGCUGCAGCACAGCCUGGGGCUGGUCGAGACUAUCACUGGCUUCCUGAAAAUCAAGCAUUCCUUUGCCCUCGUGUCCCUGGGCUUUUUCAAGAACCUCAAAUUAAUCCGGGGGGAUGCCAUGGUGGAUGGGAACUACACUCUGUACGUGCUGGACAACCAAAACCUGCAGCAGCUGGGGUCCUGGGUGGCUGCUGGACUCACAAUUCCUGUGGGCAAGAUCUACUUCGCCUUCAACCCGCGCCUGUGCUUGGAGCACAUCUAUCGACUGGAGGAGGUGACGGGCACACGGGGUCGACAGAACAAGGCGGAGAUCAACCCGCGCACCAACGGAGACCGCGCCGCCUGCCAGACUCGCACCCUGCGCUUCGUGUCCAAUGUGACCGAGGCCGACCGCAUCUUGCUGCGCUGGGAGCGCUACGAGCCGCUGGAGGCUCGCGACCUACUCAGCUUCAUCGUGUACUACAAGGAGUCUCCAUUCCAGAAUGCCACGGAGCACAUAGGUCCAGACGCCUGUGGAACCCAGAGCUGGAACCUGCUGGAUGUGGAGCUGCCCCUAAGCCGCACUCAGGAGCCAGGGGUCACCCUAGCCCCUCUCAAGCCCUGGACACAGUAUGCAGUGUUUGUGCGGGCCAUCACACUGACCACUGCUGAGGACAGCCCCCACCAGGGAGCCCAGAGCCCUAUUGUCUACCUCCGAACCCUGCCAGCCGCGCCCACCGUGCCCCAGGACGUCAUCUCCACGUCCAACUCCUCCUCGCAUCUGCUGGUGCGCUGGAAACCACCCACGCAGCGCAACGGGAACCUCACCUACUACCUGGUGUUGUGGCAGCGCCUGGCGGAGGACGGCGACCUCUACCUCAAUGAUUACUGCCACCGGGGCUUGCGGCUGCCCACCAGCAACAAGGACCCCCGGUUCGACCGCGAAGACACGGAAUUAGAAGACGAGAUGGAGCCCGGCUGCUGCCCUUGCCAGCAUCCAUCUCCUGGGCAGGCCUUGCCACCGCUGGAAGCGCAGGAGGCCUCGUUCCAAAAGAAGUUUGAAAACUUCCUGCACAACGCCAUCACCAUCCCCAAGUCCCCUUGGAAGGUGACGUCCAUCAACAAGAGCCCUCAAAGGGACUGGGAGCGACACCGCAGGGCCGCUGGGGCCCUCAGGCUUGCGGGGAAUAGCUCGGAUUUUGAGAUCCAAGAGGACAAAGUGCCCCGGGAGCGAGCGGUACUGAGUGGCUUACGCCACUUCACGGAGUACCGCAUUGACAUCCACGCCUGCAACCACGCAGCACACACUGUGGGCUGCAGCGCUGCCACCUUCGUCUUUGCACGCACCAUGCCCCACCGAGAAGCUGAUGGCAUCCCAGGCAAGGUCUCCUGGGAGGCAGCCAGCAAGAGCAGUGUCCUCCUGCGCUGGCUUGAACCACCAGACCCCAAUGGACUCAUCCUUAAGUAUGAAAUUAAGUACCGCCGCUUGGGAGAGGAGGCCACAGUGCUAUGCGUGUCCCGCCUACGAUACGCCAAGUUUGGGGGUGUCCACCUGGCACUGCUGCCCCCUGGAAACUACUCUGCCAAAGUCCGGGCAACUUCAUUGGCUGGCAACGGCUCUUGGACGGAUGGUGUUGCUUUCUACAUCCCUGGCCCAGAGGAAGAAGACUCUGGGGGGUUGCAUGUCCUGCUCACCGUCACCCCAGUGGGACUCAUGCUGAUCAUCAUUCUCGCUGCCCUCGGGUUCUUCUAUGGCAAGAAGAGAAAUGGCACCCUAUACACUUCUGUGAACCCAGAGUACUUCAGUGCUUCUGACAUGUAUAUCCCAGACGAGUGGGAAGUACCCCGAGAGCAGAUCUCCAUCCUUCGAGAGCUGGGCCAGGGCUCCUUCGGGAUGGUGUAUGAGGGGCUGGCACAGGGCCUCGAGGCCAGAGACAAGUCCACACCGGUGGCCUUGAAGACGGUGAAUGAGCUGGCCAGCCCACGGGAGCGCAUCGAGUUCCUCAAGGAAGCUUCUGUCAUGAAGGCAUUCAAGUGCCACCAUGUGGUGCGUCUCCUAGGCGUGGUGUCCCAGGGCCAGCCCACUCUGGUCAUCAUGGAGUUGAUGACACAUGGGGACCUCAAGAGCCACCUUCGAUCUCUGCGACCCGAAGCAGAGAACAACUUGGGACUCCCUCGGCCAGCACUGGGGGACAUGAUCCAGAUGGCUGGUGAAAUUGCCGACGGCAUGGCUUACCUAGCAGCCAAUAAGUUCGUGCACCGAGACCUGGCGGCCCGAAACUGCAUGGUGUCCCAGGACUUCACAGUCAAGAUUGGCGACUUCGGAAUGACGCGAGACGUGUACGAAACAGACUACUACCGCAAGGGUGGGAAGGGGCUGCUUCCUGUGCGCUGGAUGGCCCCCGAGUCCCUGAAAGACGGGAUCUUCACCACCCACUCGGAUGUCUGGUCCUUCGGUGUGGUGCUGUGGGAGAUCGCCACCCUGGCCGAGCAGCCCUACCAGGGCCUGUCCAACGAGCAGGUGCUCAAGUUUGUCGUGGACGGGGGUGUCCUGCAGGAGCUAAAGAGCUGUCCCCUGCUGCUGCAGGAGUUGAUGAGCCGCUGCUGGCAGCAGAACCCCCGCCUGAGGCCCACCUUCACUCACAUCCUGGACAGCAUCAAGGAGGAACUUCGGCCCUCCUUCCGCCUCCUCUCCUUCUACUACAGUCCAGAGUGCCAGGGUGGCCCAGCCUCCCUGCCGCCCUCUGACGCUGAGCUCGACACCCCCCCAUCCCCAAAGUUGACUUCCUCAAACAACAGCCCCCCAAUGGGGGUGCAGGACACUGAGGGUACCCUCAUCCCUAGCUGAAUCCUCCCGUAGGGUGGGGGCAGGGGAGGUGCAAGGGGCUGAAACUGGAGAAGGCAGGCAGAGAGCAGCACAGGGAGUCUGAGUCCCCACAAGGAGGUUAAGGGCCCAGAUCAGAUGGACUAGCGUCAGAGAGCCUGCUGGGGGGGAUACCUGCAGCACCCCCACACUUAAGUCAUAUGAGCCACUGGAACUGGGCCUGGACCCCUUCCCAUCCAUGCUGGGGACAGGUGUCCACUCUCGCCACUGCCCUGUGCACAUGGAGAUAACCGGGGGCUGGGCUGAGAGGAAUGUCCAGCCUGCCUGGAGCCCCAGCCUCACCUUUUCCCCACCUUCCCUGUGCCCAGGGACCCCACGCUUGGUGCUCCUCUUCCUAAUCCUCCAGGGGUGUCCUGUGGUUCAGACAGCCCUUCCACCCCUGCCCCAGUCUCUGCCCCUCCCCUCCAAUGAUUAAGGCUUAAGAGCCUUACUUCCUGCUCAGCCUGCCUCUCAGGGGAAGGCACAAUAAAUGACCGAGUCUAUUCGUA
Messenger RNA from Erinaceus europaeus (western European hedgehog), 4919 nucleotides. It is a transcript of the gene INSRR, whose product is annotated as insulin receptor related receptor. NCBI's taxonomy places the organism in Eukaryota, Metazoa, Chordata, Mammalia, Eulipotyphla, Erinaceidae. Gene Ontology annotation, molecular function: insulin receptor activity; insulin receptor substrate binding; ATP binding. Gene Ontology annotation, biological process: glucose homeostasis; regulation of JNK cascade; protein autophosphorylation. The record is from RefSeq and is a predicted model, not a curated record. The transcript has 22 exons. The coding region runs from base 463 to 4395 and encodes 1310 amino acids. Gene Ontology annotation, cellular component: membrane; axon; insulin receptor complex.